AUGGCGAAUGCGACAAUGACCUCGGAGCUACCGCCUUUGCCCGAGUACACCCUUUCCCCAAUGCCCGAUCUCCUGCCCUUCAUCUCCGACUUUUGGCUUUCCCUACUCGCGCCGCACAUCUGCUACUGGGCCGUGUCAAUGGUUUUCCACAUUAUCGAUAUCUAUGAUUUGUUCCCUCAGUAUCGCCUCCAUACCCCCGAAGAGAUCGCACAACGGAAUCUGGCAUCACGAUGGCAGGUGGCGCGCGACACCGUCCUCGAGCAGAUCAUUCAGGUCUGCACCGGCGCAGUUCUGUCUUUGACCGAGGAUGUACAGAUGGUCGGAAAGGAGGACUAUGAUGUAGCUGUCUGGGCGACCCGGAUUCGCCUGGCCCAGCGCGCAUUGCCCACGAUGCUUCGCGUUGUCGGUCUCAAUGCUACGGCUAUCUCAAAGAGCAUGUCCGCCUCGCAUCCCUUGCUCGCCGGAGCUCUUGCCGGUGGCCACUAUCCGUUCCUGACGACAUCGCUCGCCGGGGCUGCCGGCUCUGCUCAAGUCGUUCCAGCCUUUGCUGCGUGGGAGCUGAAUCUCGCCAAGGCAAUCUACUGGGCUCUCAUUCCGGCCUUCCAGACUUUGGUUGCUGUCGUCUUCCUGGAUGCAUGGCAAUAUUUCAUGCACCGAGCCAUGCACGUGAACAAGUGGAUGUACACUCACUGGCAUGCCAGACACCACAGACUCUAUGUUCCCUACGCAUACGGCGCUCUGUACAACCAUCCGGUCGAAGGCUUUUUCAUGGACACACUCAGCGCCGCCUUUGCCUAUAAGGUCUCCUUCAUGACCCAGAGAAUGGGCAUAUACUUCUUCGCCGCCAGCAUGAUGAAGACGGUCGAUGACCACUGCGGCUAUGCCCUCCCGUGGGAUCCGCUGCAGAGGAUGUCGAGCAACAACGCCGCAUACCACGACAUCCACCACCAAAGCUGGGGCAUCAAGACCAACUUCUCCCAGCCGUUCUUCACCGUCUGGGACAAGUUACUCGGAACCAUGUGGGAGGGCGACACCAGCCUCAAGUAUGCCCGCGGCAAGGCCAAUGCGGAAGCAAAGGCUGCCAAGAGCAAGACGGCUAAGGCCCAAUAG
Messenger RNA from Phaeoacremonium minimum UCRPA7, 1110 nucleotides. RefSeq names its product putative sphinganine hydroxylase protein. Gene Ontology annotation, molecular function: iron ion binding; oxidoreductase activity. Bases 1 to 1110 code for a protein of 369 amino acids. The transcript has 2 exons. The record is from RefSeq and is a predicted model, not a curated record. NCBI's taxonomy places the organism in Eukaryota, Fungi, Ascomycota, Sordariomycetes, Togniniales, Togniniaceae. Gene Ontology annotation, biological process: lipid biosynthetic process.